GCGGGGCGGCUUCAUUCAUUCUCCCGCCCUUGGAGCGGGGAGCAGCCGCUGGAGCCCCGUGCGCCGGGCUCUGGAGCCAAGCGCGCGCGGCUCGGCAGAGCGCUGGGUGCGAGGCGCCGGGGUGCAGCAUGCAGGCGCUCAACAUCACCCCCGAGCAGUUCUCCAGGCUGCUGCGGGACCACAACCUGACGCGGGAGCAGUUCAUCGCCCGCUACCGCCUGCGCCCGCUCAUCUACACCCCGGAGCUGCCCGCGAGAGCCAAGGUGGCCCUGGCACUCACGGGCGGGCUCCUCUUCGCGCUGGCGCUCUUCGGCAACGCGCUGGUGCUCUACGUGGUGACCCGCAGCAAGGCUAUGCGCACCGUCACCAACAUCUUCAUCUGCUCGCUGGCCCUCAGCGACCUGCUCAUCGCCUUCUUCUGCGUCCCCGUCACCAUGCUGCAGAACAUCUCCGACCACUGGCGGGGAGGUGCUUUUAUUUGCAAGAUGGUGCCAUUUGUCCAGUCCACCGCCAUUGUGACUGAGAUUCUCACGCUGACCUGCAUCGCUGUGGAAAGGCACCAGGGGCUGGUGCACCCGUUCAAGAUGAAGGGACAGUACACACAGCGCAGAGCCUUCAGUAUGCUUGGUGUGGUCUGGCUGGUGGCGGUCAUUGUGGGUUCACCCAUGUGGCAUGUGCAGCGCCUGGAGAUUAAGUAUGACUUCUUAUAUGAAAAAGAACAUGUCUGCUGCUUGGAGGAAUGGGCCAGCCCUGUGCACCAGAAAGUCUACACAACCUUUAUCCUUGUCAUCCUCUUCCUCCUGCCUCUUAUGCUGAUGCUUGUCCUGUACAGUAAGAUUGGUUAUGAGCUGUGGAUUAAGAAAAGAGUGGGGGAUGGCUCUGUGCUUCGAACUAUUCAUGGAAAGGAAAUGUCCAAAAUAGCCAGGAAUAAGAAGCGGGCUGUCAUUAUGAUGGUGACCGUGGUAGCUCUCUUUGCUGUGUGCUGGGCACCUUUCCACACCGUCCACAUGAUGGUUGAAUACAGUAAUUUUGAACAGGAAUAUGAUGAUGUUACCAUCAAGAUGAUUUUUGCUAUUGUGCAAAUAAUUGGAUUUUCCAAUUCCAUCUGUAAUCCUAUUGUCUAUGCAUUUAUGAAUGAAAAUUUCAAGAAAAAUUUUUUAUCUGCAGUUUGUUACUGCCUGAUGAGAGAAAACUUCUCUCCAGCUAGAAGGCAUGGAAAUUCAGGUAUAACUCUGAUGCAAAAGAGAGCAGCAUUUUCCAGGAGAGAAAAUCAUGUAGAAGAGACCAAAGGAGAAGCAUUCAGUGAUGGCACUAUUGAAGUCAAAUUGUGUGAACAGUCAGUGGAGAAAAAGCAUCCCAAGAGACAUCUUAGCCUGUUUAAUUCUGAACAUUCUGAAAAUUCUGCUUUAAGCAGUGGGCAUUAGUAAUUAUACCAGCUUCAUUAUUCAUGUCUUAACAUGGAAAGAAAUUAUUUUGCACAAAGAUCAAGCUGUUGUUUUUUCAAGUCUUAGUAUGGUGAAAAGAAGGAACCUUAUACC
This is a messenger RNA of Suncus etruscus (white-toothed pygmy shrew), 1538 nucleotides long. It is a transcript of the gene QRFPR, whose product is annotated as pyroglutamylated RFamide peptide receptor. Gene Ontology annotation, molecular function: peptide binding; neuropeptide Y receptor activity. The record is from RefSeq and is a predicted model, not a curated record. Gene Ontology annotation, biological process: G protein-coupled receptor signaling pathway. The coding region runs from base 129 to 1424 and encodes 431 amino acids. Gene Ontology annotation, cellular component: membrane. The transcript is spliced from 6 exons. Lineage: Eukaryota; Metazoa; Chordata; Mammalia; Eulipotyphla; Soricidae.